Brassica rapa (field mustard) is the source of this 675-nucleotide messenger RNA. RefSeq lists its product as uncharacterized. The record is from RefSeq and is a predicted model, not a curated record. Lineage: Eukaryota; Viridiplantae; Streptophyta; Magnoliopsida; Brassicales; Brassicaceae.
AUGGUGGCAGAUGCUAUCCCCGGUUCUACUUGGUCUUUACCACAUCCGAGAUCCCACGAGGAAGUUGACCUUCAUGCUUAUCUUACAACAUUGUCUCUUCUAUUAGAUCCCAAUAUAAAUGAUGAACAUGAAUGGAUUUCUGGUGAUACAUCUUUGCGUAUUUUCAGGUCCUCUACCACUUGGGAAGUGCUUCGGCCAAGAAUAGAGACGAAGGACUGGACUGAUGUAGUCUGGUUCAAAAGAGCUGUUCUGAAGUACUCCUUCACAAUGUGGACAGCGAAUUAUGAAAUGCUCCAUACUAAGUCAAGACUGGCUGGUUGGGGACUGCCUAUCUCUGCUAACUGCUCAUUCUGCUCAAGAUUCGUCGAGACCAUCUUAUGCUGUCAUGCGAAUUCAGUCAGGAAGUUUGGAGGGAUGUGCUUAUCAGGUGCCAACCACCACAAACCAUGUUCAUGUGCUGGUCCGAGCUCCUUUCUUGAAUCCGAGCUUCUUAAACUUGCUGCUCAAACUGUUGUUUUCCAUCUGUGGAAGCAAAGGAACACUCUGAUUCAUAAUGAUACUUCGCUUCCUCCAGUAUCAGUCUUAUAUUGCAUUAACAAGGAAUUGAGAAAUAUUCUAUCUGCUAGAAGACUAAGCAAACAAUUACACUCUCUUAUGGUGAUGUGGCUCAGAUAG